AUGGGAUUAAGUGAUGAAAUACACAUAAAUGACAGGGUGUCUAUUAAAGAUAAAUAUAAUGGUAUAGUAAGGUUUAUAGGACCCAUUUUUGGUAAAGAGGGUAUAUGGGUUGGUAUACUACUUGAUAGAGAGGUAGGUAGAAAUGAUGGAACAUAUAAUGGUAUUCGGUAUUUUGAUUCUCCGCCUAAUAAAGGCAUCUUUGUAAAAUAUAAUAAGAUAAAGGAUUCUUUAAUAGAAACCAAUUCAAAAUCAAAUGUUACUUAUAGAAAUACACUUGAUAGUUCAUUAACAGUUAAUGAAGUUUUAAAUAAGUAUUCAAAAUUAAAUGAAACUACAAAUACAAACAACAAUAUUCAAUUAAAUAAUAAGAAUUCUAUUGAUAUAAAUGAAUAUUCUAUUGAUGAAGAAUUGUUUUUUAAAAAAGAUAGAAAAAAUACAAAUAAUGAAAUUUUUAAUAGAAAAAACAAUGAAAGUUUUAAUAGAAAAAUUGAAAAACACAAAAGUAUAGGAUUUUUAACAAAAAUUUAUAAUUUUAUUUAUAAUUUUAUAUUUCCCACUAAAGAAAAGAAUGAUGAAGUAUUUAACAUUACGAAUGAAUUAUUGAAUAGUUAUAUUGAUAAAGAUUAUAAAAAGUUUGAUAAGUUAUUAGAUGUAACUUUAGAAGUUUAUAAGAAAAACAAGAUCAAAUUAGAAUGA
Molecule: messenger RNA, 696 nt
Organism: Hepatospora eriocheir
Lineage: Eukaryota; Fungi; Microsporidia; Hepatosporidae
Source: the annotation of a GenBank genome assembly